Molecule: messenger RNA, 1673 nt
Organism: Lagopus leucura (white-tailed ptarmigan)
Lineage: Eukaryota; Metazoa; Chordata; Aves; Galliformes; Phasianidae
Product: tetraspanin-15-like
Exons: 8
Coding region: 430-1416 (328 amino acids)
Cellular component (GO): membrane
Source: RefSeq, a predicted model, not a curated record
AAACGAUCGCCUGGCGGAAAUCUGCUCCAUUUCUGUUCCAUUUGGAGCUGCCGCUCUCUCUCUGCUGCUGCAAGACACAUCACUGCAGGAUCACCCCCAGCUCUGCCAGCACUCCUGGAAUGCCAAGAGAUCCUGCCUGCAACCCCACUAACAAUUUUCUGGAGACCCCUGCAGAACGUCCACCGAAUUAAACCUUCCCGCACGGAGCUCCGCCGUCGAUCUCGGCAACAAAGGCGAGCAGCAGGCGCAGCAAAGGGUUAACUCCGGCUGUUCGCGUUUCUGCCUUCCCUCUUUCAGGCUGGGUCCCUGCCAGGAGGAAGCAGUUCAAGUUGAAGGCUGGUGGUGCGUGCAGCAGCAUCGGGCGCAUGUCUGCGCUCCCCAGCAGCCGGAGCGGGGAGGGUCUGGCAGGCAGCGAGCGGCCGCCCCGGGAUGGCACAGGGCUCCGAGUGCCGAAACUCCCUCCUCUAUUACUACAGCGUCAAAUUCGCUUUGUCCACCUAUGCCACUCUCUUCUCGAUCAUCGGCCUCGUGAUCCUGUGCAUUGGGAUUUAUGCCGAAGUGGAGAGGCAGAAGCACAAAACCUUGGAAGGGAUGUUCCUCGCUCCAGCCAUCAUCCUGCUUCUGCUGGGCUUCACCAUGUUCAGCGUCUCCUUCGUCGGCAUGGUGGGGAGCCUCAGGGACAACCGGACACUUCUGAAGAUAUUCUUUUGGGUCCUUCUGGUGAUCUUCAUCACGGAGCUGCUGUUGAUAUUCAUUGAAAUCAUCUUUGAAAACAAGAUGAAUGCAGUUUUGCACUCCAACAUUCAGGAGGGCAUUCGGCACUAUUAUGACGACCUUGACUUCAAGAACAUCUUGGAUUUUGUCCAAGAAAAGUUUUCUUGCUGUGGUGGUGAUGAAUACCGGGACUGGGAGGUCAAUCUGUACCACUCCUGCAAUGGCAGCGGACCACUUGCAUGCGGUGUGCCCUACACGUGCUGCAUCAGGAAGGUCCCUGGAGAAGUCAUUAACACCCUGUGUGGAUACAGGACACUCGAGAAGGAGCGCCUGGAGCUGCUCGAUGUCAUCCACGUGCGAGGCUGCAUCCACGCCGUGGGGCUGUGGCUGAAAGAUAACUUUGAGUCCACUUUGAGCAUUGUUUGCUCCCUGCUGCUUCCCCAGGUGGUCGGCCUGGUGAUGGCGUGGCUGUAUUGGCAGAAGCUCAAUGAGAUUUACUCUCAGCUGGACACCGUGGACUUCAGGAUGCUGGAGGUGCGUGAUUUCAGCUUCGGGGCAUUGGAUCUGAGCGGUGCGGGCUGGUGCUGGUGCUUGCCCAAGGAAGGAGGAUACAUCCCCAUCAAUGCCAUGGAGGAGGAAGAGGAGGAAGAAGAGGAGGAAGGCUUGUCUGUUACAGCCAAAAGUGAGGAGCUGGAGGGCUGAAAGCAGCGGUGGAAAAAGAAGGUUGGAGUAAAACUCUCAGUGAGGCAGCUGAUGCUGAAUGUGAAAAUGUCGCAUCCUCAGGUUCAGGAGAUCCCUUUGGGGAAAACUGCGAAGUAGCCUUGGGAGGCUGGAGCAGUGCAAUGCAUUGUGUGGGCACAUGAGCUCCCCAGGGCCCUUUUACCACAUUGCUGACUUGAAGUAUUUGUACAUCUCUUUUUUAAAAGUUUUUACACAAUAAAUGUGACUGCUGUUCUGUU